GUUUAAGAUGUAACCCGAGGCCCACAAAGCUGAGACCCGGAGAGGGCCAGAGCAGACCCUGGGCUUCAUGUCAAUGAGCAAGGCCAUCGUGGCUGGACAAAGCUCUAAAAGGGCGUCCUUGACGGGCGUGCUGCAUAGGAUUCGAAAUAGGCUUAGCUCGCCGGAGCGUUGCUCGCCCAGGAUCCGCGCUCAGUGCAGGAUCUAGCAUUCGUCGGCGGUUUGCUUGAGCUCGGGAACCAUGCCUUAUGAGUCGCUGCCACCCUUUAUUAUCAUGGGCACCAUGCUGGCGCUUAUGGGGGCCAUCCCGUCGUUUCUUCACAAGACAGUGUAUGGAAAGCCCAAGCCGGUGAUGCAGGACGCAUUUGAUUACGCACUCGCUGAACGGGAUAGACGGGUACUUGAAGAAGCACACGUAGAGAGUCCAAUCAAGCACGGUCCGAUUUCUACAUAAGGACAGCUUUUGUCAACUUUUGGUUCCUUUCAUUAUCCAUCAUAAGUAAACCUGCGUGUUGCAGCUUUCACAUCAUGGAUUCCAUCUGCGGCUUCUUGUUCUUCCAUAACAGUAUGCCUGCUCACUCGUUUCCUUCACUCCUUAACUCAUCCCCUU
Klebsormidium nitens is the source of this 607-nucleotide messenger RNA. The record is from the annotation of a GenBank genome assembly. Lineage: Eukaryota; Viridiplantae; Streptophyta; Klebsormidiophyceae; Klebsormidiales; Klebsormidiaceae.